AUGACGGAAGAAUCUCCUCCACUGCACCCCAAAUCACAGCGAAGCUCGAAUCCCUUCUCAGAAUCUUGCCGCAACAAUUUUCCCUCUCUUGAAAAUGCCUUCGUACUUCCGACCAAAGGUAGCAGUGGUGGUGGCGGUGGUUCGUCGUCAGAUGACUUUCAAUCGGUCUGCUCCCAAGGGUCGUCUUUCUUGAAUAUGUCAAUUGGGGCUAUGGCUGCCUUGGCAGAUCAUAUGCGUCAUGUGGCGAAAUAUGGAAUCGAUGGUGAAAAGACAUCUGAGCUGACGACGUCGGACGACACAGAAAACAAUGAGGCGGAUACUUCGAGAAAUCUAUCGGAUGAAAAAUGGAACUAUCUUAUGGACCACUCGAAUGUGAAUACUGAUGGUUCCUUCGCAGCCAUCUUCGAGAACGCAACUGGGGUCGAUAUAUCCUUUGCAGCAACUGAUACAAGCUGUGACUACUUUAAUACCAGUCGAGUAAAGGACCUUGCAACUCCCGAACGAGCCAGAGACAUACAGGGCAUAGUGUCAACAAGAGAAGACGAGUACUAUUUUGGUGAAGAGGAUGAAGAGGAUGACGAUGACGAGGAAGGUAAUCGUUCGUCACCAUUCGACCAAGGCCAAGAAGAAGACUGCAUCGAAGGACUUAGCAGAACUCUCAGUUUUGAAUCACUCAACAACGUCAACAUAUCGUACAUCAGUAACGCCGGAUCGGAAUUUCUGCGAAGGAAUAACCCAGAAGACUCCUUUCAGGAACCUGAAGAUGCCUUCAACUUUUUGAAUAUUGCCUCUCCAGGGUCUCGAUUCCAUGACUCAUCCUUUUCCUCAUCUCCAAAGAAAAAACCUCUUGCCUCCCGCGAUACAACUCCAAACUUUCCAAGCUUCUCGUCCCGUUCCAACCAGAAGAGGUACCUACCCCCACGCAGACCACAAUAUUCUACUUGGGACAAAGAGAAUGCCACAGUGAAUCGAAGCUUUGGUAAAAAGAACAACAAGAUAGUAACAAAGGCAAAUUCUCCUCCGAAGCCCUUGGAGAAGAACCGGCCCCGUGACUUCGUGAAGGUGAUUAGCGGUGGAGGUGACGACGAAGACGACCCAAGUCCCAUUUCUUUGGCUCAGACAACGCCCUCGCCAGAAAACGAAAAGUUGGAAUCCUUGCUUACCGGGCGCCGAAAGUAUAGAACAGUGGUACCCCGUCGAGUCUUCCUUGACUCCCCGCAGGAAUUUCCGGAGGAACAAGACAGUUUCUCUGCCUUUCUGCCGGACGAAGAGGAAGAAGACAACAGCAACCAUGGCGAUUACGAUGUAGAAGAAGAAUUUGACCACUUUGAAGACGGCGAGGAAGGGGUCAUAUUUUCACCAGUCCAAGCGCUCACAGAAUCUUUCGAAGCUUUUUUUGGUUAA
Molecule: messenger RNA, 1404 nt
Organism: Cylindrotheca closterium
Lineage: Eukaryota; Bacillariophyta; Bacillariophyceae; Bacillariales; Bacillariaceae
Source: the annotation of a GenBank genome assembly